AUCCAAAAUCUUAGUAUCAUAUUUUCACAAGAAAAAUGAGUUCCAAAGUGUUUCUUCUUCUUGGUCUUGUCUUAGCUGUGUCUCUUCUGAUCUCUUCAGAAGUAGCUUCAGCCAGAGACCUUGCUGAUGUUGAUCCAUCCGAGGAAACUGAUGGGCACAGCGGCCAUGGAGGCGGCCACGGAGGCGGGCAUGGAGGAGGCCAUGGAGGUGGCCACGGAGGCGGCCACGGAGGAGGUCAUGGGGGCGGUCAUGGAGGCAAAGCGGAGGAAACUGAUGGGCACGGUGGACAUGGAGGCAGCAGCGGAAGCGGACACAGCAGUGGCGGCCAUGGAGGAGGCCACGGAGGUCACGGUGGCGGCCACGGAGGAGGCAAGGGCGGGAAUUACUGAAAACGCAGAACUAAGCAGUUGCUAGUGUGUAUGUGACAUGCCAUAAUUAAAUAAAAUGCUUGGUGUGGUUUGAGCUUA
Molecule: messenger RNA, 467 nt
Organism: Salvia hispanica
Lineage: Eukaryota; Viridiplantae; Streptophyta; Magnoliopsida; Lamiales; Lamiaceae
Source: RefSeq, a predicted model, not a curated record